UUACCUAUGUAACUGUCGAAUAAGUUUUAUCCAACAAGUAAACCUAUUCGGCUAUUACAAACUUGUAUCUGUUUGCUUUUCUUUUCUCCUUCGCUUCAGCUUUGACGCAGAAACUGACCAAUAGAAUGGGUUAUUCCAAGGACCAGCUGCUUGUUCGUUUAAAGGAGCUUCAAAUAGAUUUUUCCCAGUAUGAACAUCCCGUUGUCUUGACAGUCGAAGCUCAGGCAAAAUAUGUUGGGAAUAUGGGAGGUGCACUGAGCAAAAAUUUGUUCUUGAAGGAUAAAAAAAAUAGGUACUAUAUUGUCUCUGCUCUUGGUGAUACAAAAGUAGAUUUGAAAGUUUUAUCUCAGAGGCUUGGUCUAGGAAAAGGUGGUCUAAGAAUGGCUCCAGAAGAGACAUUGGUUGAGAUACUUCAGGUGCCACUUGGAUGUGUCACACCAUUUGCUGUAGUAAACGAAUCUGCAAGACAUGUCUCGCUAUUGUUGGAUCAAGGAUUCAGAACUCAUGAGCGAUGCUUUUUUCACCCACUCUCCAAUGACAUGUCAAUUUCUCUUGAUGCCUGCGGUCUUGACAAUUUUCUUAAAUCAAUUGGGAGAGACCCAUCAUAUGUCGAUCUGGAGGCUAACCCUCCUGUAGGGAAAGAUCAACCUCCCGAUUUAGCUGCUUAUGUUCCAUCAGUUUCCACAGUUCUGCCAGAUCUUCCUGAAAAAGCACCUUCUUCACAAAAUUCUAUUGGAAAUCAUGUUAGUGCUGCUAUAAAUUCUGCAGCAGUUACAGCAAAAGUGGUUAAGCCAGCUGGUAAUGUGCAAAAUGUUAAGGAGAAGUCGGUCAAUGGUGUGCGGCCGUUAUUUCCUGCUGCAGAUGUUGGGAAAUUUGUUGAACAGCUUCUGGAUAGAGCAUCUGCCUUACUGCUUUCAGAAAUUUCGGAGGAUUCCAUCAAGCAACAUGGUGGACAGCUUGGAGCUGAGGUUGCAAACAAUAUUAAAAAAUGUCUUAGAGAAGAUCUAAAGAACCUUGCUACAAUAUUCAAGAACACGGCAUAUACUGAAGGGUUUUAUACUGGUACUCACUAUCAGCCCAAGCGUCUUUGAACUUGUUUGUGAUGGUUUAACUCCCUUGGAUCAUUUUGCUCGCAUAAAAUCAGAAGGUGAAAUCCAGUUCUCAUUUUUUUCUCGUGACUUUUGUUUUUUUUUAUUAUUAUAUUUUCAUCUUCAUCAAGACAAUUGAAAGAAACUAUUUAUUCCCUGUUUUUAGAAUCAGAUGAAAUUGAUUGUAUUUCUAAUGUUGAUUAUUCGUUGAUUUUUAAAAUCAUUGUAGUAUAUUGUCCUGGCAAAUGAUCGUGCAAAGUGAAGGUGCAUUCAGGCACACUUGACGUGUAUUUGAAAUAGAUAAUGAAAUUGUUUUUGCAGCAUUUGGAGGUUUCAGAGAUAUUCUUCAAUUUACAAUAGAGUAGAUAAGAGAGUGAAAAGCCAUGGUAGCAGCUGCUGGCCUUCAUGAGAUAAAUGACAUGACGUACACGUAACAAGCAUGAUCAAGCUGAACAAAGGAAACUGAAUAAAUUACUAAAAUUUGAAGUGUCUUGGAUUAUAAACAGCAGACUUGAAACCAAUGUGUAAUUGAGAAAUGGAACAGCGUUAAUCUAACCAGCUACACAGAUUUCCUUAAAGUUCACAUGAACAGCUGCAUAUGAAGGCUAAAGAAUAGUGCAACGAUGCGGCCUUGAUUCAACUGAUGGAAAAAUUAAAGAGGAUUUCAGUGUAGAAAGUGAGGUGUCUAUGAACAGCAAGAUUUACAAACUAAACCUUUGAUUUACAUUAAUAGCUGCAUGAUAAAGUCAAAUUAUUCUCAAGAGUUUUAAGAUUUUGUAAUGUUUGCUGAGCAUGAAAUAUGUUUUUUUUUUUCUUGGCUUUAAGGGAGGCCAGAGUCCUAUUACAAGGGGGAGGAGGGAGGUGGGGUUCAAAUGCAAGCCCCAUGACUUCUUAAAGACUUUUUAGGCCACUAGGUCAACAAGCGAAAUACAGCAUAAAAUAUGUUUUAUGAUCAUCUUUGCGGAAGUGAAUGUUUUCAUGAUAUAAAUCAAAUUCAGGCCAUCGAAUUUGUAUCAAUUAUAACGAUGAAC
Messenger RNA from Durio zibethinus, 2119 nucleotides. RefSeq lists its product as uncharacterized. Lineage: Eukaryota; Viridiplantae; Streptophyta; Magnoliopsida; Malvales; Malvaceae. Gene Ontology annotation, molecular function: aminoacyl-tRNA deacylase activity. The record is from RefSeq and is a predicted model, not a curated record.